AUAAAAAUGGGAAAACCAAAACCCACCCUGUUUCUCUUAUCUCCUCCUGCUUCUCCUGUACUGUAUGUUCAUACUUAAGAGAUUGAUUGUUGACUGGUGAUGUGGGUGGCCGUCAACAUGUGAAGAGGUGGAACUGUGGAAGAAGAGAAGAAGAGAAAGGAGAUGAAUAUGGAGUGUUGAAGUACGGUUGUUGAUCGGUUGUCACACAAAAAGCAAACCCAAAAAAGGAGGCUCUUUUUGCAUGGUUUAUCAAUAGGAGUCCUGUUUUCUCUCUCCCUCUCUCAAGUCUCAACCCAGAAACCACAAACCCAACCCAGGGGUGAGGUGCCAGGGCCCAUUCCAACUGAUCGGUACUUCUCUCAUACCUUCAUAAGAUACCCAUUUCGAUCUCACUUUCAGUUGGGUCCAUUCCUAUUUCCAAUUCACUUCUCUCAUACCGUCGUGCGAUAGCCAUUCCUUCUCUAUUUUCAGUCGGUUGUUCCUCGCAUAUUUCUAUAUCUCCUUCCGUGGCUUCUUUUUUUCUCUCUUCUGCUAAUUACAUAUAUACAUCUAUUGACAUUAUACAUAUACCCAAUCGAUACCCAUCUUGAGUUUUAGCUAUCAUAUAGUCUUCUGGAUCCUCAGCCUUCUAUAUUUUUCCUCUGUACCACCGGAGCUUCUUCUUGGCCUGUUAGGCUUCUCUCUCUGUGCAUGAGAAGUGUUGUAUGCAUACUACAGGUACUAAUCAGAAAUCUGGAAUAUACAUGGCAAAUAGCGAGCAAGAGAAGAUGAAAAGCUCUGCGGGUCAUGUGAUGAUGGAAAUAGAGGCAAGCAAACCACAGGGUAAUGGCAUUACGGUAGGAGGACUAAGCCCACUGAGUGAGAGCCUGUGGAGGGAGAAGACCGAUACGGACUUCGUGGGAGACGUAUCUGCGAAACUGACAUGGAAGGAUCUGACGGUGACGGUGACCCUCAGCAACGGAGAGACGCAGAAGGUGUUGGAGGGUCUAACGGGGUAUGCAGAACCAGGCACCCUCACUGCCCUCAUGGGCCCAUCCGGUUCAGGGAAAUCCACUUUGCUCGAUGCUCUCUCCAGUAGACUCGCGACCAACGCCUUCCUCUCCGGCACCAUCCUCCUCAAUGGCCGCAAGACCAAGCUCUCCUUCGGAACGGCGGCAUACGUUACUCAGGAUGACAACCUGAUCGGCACUUUGACAGUAAGGGAAACAAUUUCGUACUCUGCUCGCCUUCGUCUCCCCGACAAAAUGCCUUUGUUGGACAAGCGAGCUCUGGUGGAGAGCACCAUAGUUGAAAUGGGUCUUCAAGACUGCGCCGAUACAGUAAUCGGGAACUGGCACUUGCGAGGGAUCAGUGGGGGAGAGAAGAGAAGGGUCAGUAUUGCUCUUGAGAUCCUGAUGAGACCCAGAUUGCUCUUCCUCGACGAGCCAACCAGCGGACUUGAUAGUGCCUCGGCCUUCUUCGUGACCCAGACACUACGUGGCCUUUCUAGAGAUGGCCGAACUGUAAUAGCAUCAAUUCACCAGCCUAGCAGUGAAGUUUUCGAGCUUUUUGAUCGUCUGUACUUGCUCUCUGGAGGGAAGACUGUUUAUUUUGGGCAGGCUUCAGAGGCAUACGAGUUCUUUGCGCAAGCAGGCUUCCCCUGCCCAGCUUUGCGCAACCCAUCUGAUCAUUUUCUGAGGUGCAUAAACUCGGACUUUGAUAAGGUCAAAGCCACUCUGAAAGGAUCCAUGAAACUGCGGCUUGAAAGGACCAAUGAUCCUCUGGACAAGAUAACUACAGCUGAAGCUAUACGGAAGCUCUUUGAUUUCUAUAACACUUCUCAGUACAAUUAUGCAGCAAAACAGAGAGUUGAGGAGAUCUCCAAAGUUAAAGGAACUGUGCUAGAUUCAGGAGGGAGUCAGGCUAGUUUCUUUAUGCAAGCCUUCACCUUAACCAAGCGCUCGUUCGUCAACAUGUCAAGGGACUUUGGCUAUUACUGGCUGAGGCUUGUGAUCUACAUCCUCGUGACCAUCUGCAUUGGAACCAUCUAUUUGGACGUGGGGACAGGAUACAAUUCCAUUCUGGCCAGAGGUUCUUGUGCUUCAUUUGUCUUUGGCUUUGUCACUUUCAUGUCCAUUGGAGGGUUCCCUUCAUUUGUUGAGGAUAUGAAGGUUUUCCAGAGAGAAAGGCUGAAUGGACACUAUGGAGUGGCUGCAUUCGUCAUCAGCAACACACUUUCUGCAAUGCCAUUUCUGAUAAUGAUAACUUUUAUCUCUGGAACAAUAUGCUACUUUAUGGUUCAUCUCCAUCCAGGGUUCUUGCAUUAUCUAUUCUUUGUAUUGUGCCUUUACUCAAGCGUAACAGUGGUUGAGAGCCUAAUGAUGGCCAUAGCGAGUGUUGUCCCCAACUUCCUUAUGGGAAUAAUCACAGGCGCUGGAAUUCAGGGAAUUUUCAUGCUGGUAUCUGGGUUCUUCAGGCUCCCAAACGACAUCCCAAAGCCCUUCUGGCGGUACCCCAUGUCUUAUAUCAGUUUCCACUUCUGGGCCCUCCAGGGACAAUACCAAAAUGAUCUGAGGGGGUUGUAUUUUGACAACCAGACACCAGAUCAACCCAAGAUUCCUGGCGAAUAUAUACUGGAAUAUAUCUUUCAGAUCAACGUGAACCGAUCAAAAUGGGUGGAUCUCAGUGUUCUCUUUAGCAUGAUCAUUAUCUACCGUCUCAUCUUCUUCAUCCUGAUUAAGGUCAAUGAGGAUGUGACCCCUUGGAUCAGAGGGUGCAUAGCAAGGAGAAGGAUGCAAUGUAAGAAGCAGCAGGGCAAUCAGAGCAUAACAGUAACACCAGCUGAUCGUCUCAACAGAUCGCCUUCCCUCAGGACCUACAUCGCCAACCAGACAGCAGCAGCCGUUAGCAGACGAUAAAAGAAUCUUGAUCAAAGUUUGGACUUUAAAUUUUUUACAGUAAAAUAGUAAGAGGAUUUUCAUAAUGUUAUUUGAUAACUAUCCCCACUACCAGGCCAAUCUUGACCCUUGGUUUGGUAGGAAAAAUUUGAUAUGGAUGAUGAUGAUGAUGCAUGGACAAGCAAAUCAAAGAUUUCGGGUCUUUCAAUCUU
Messenger RNA from Macadamia integrifolia, 3088 nucleotides. RefSeq names its product ABC transporter G family member 11. Gene Ontology annotation, molecular function: ABC-type transporter activity; ATP hydrolysis activity; ATP binding. The transcript has 10 exons. Lineage: Eukaryota; Viridiplantae; Streptophyta; Magnoliopsida; Proteales; Proteaceae. The record is from RefSeq and is a predicted model, not a curated record. Gene Ontology annotation, cellular component: membrane. The coding region runs from base 705 to 2897 and encodes 730 amino acids.